Molecule: messenger RNA, 1151 nt
Organism: Owenia fusiformis
Lineage: Eukaryota; Metazoa; Annelida; Polychaeta; Sabellida; Oweniidae
Source: the annotation of a GenBank genome assembly
AAACAUGUUUCUUAAACCUGCAUAUUUUUAAAACUAGGUCACUGUAACCGAGAAAGGCAAUCUCACUAUUCAUCCCCACAUUACAAUACAGUUCGAUCCUGGAGCGUCAGUUCAGGUCCAUGGGGUACUACAGGUCGUCGGGCAAAGCAGCCGGGAGAUUAACCUUGUGGGGGCUUCGGGAACUGAUUCUUGCGGAAUACACCUACAUCCAGGGAGUACACUUUUGGCAACAUAUACAAAUAUACACCGUUGUCAACUAACCAUCGAUCAAUAUCAAACUGCACUAGUUUUACGACAUGUCGCAAUCACAGAAUCUCCCGGCAUCGGAUUGAGCAUACUACGCAUGCGUCACCACAUCAAUAUCACCGAUUCGAACUUCGUCAACAACACCCUUAGUGGAAUCCACAUUGAAACAUACACUGGCCAAGUAAACAUAGAGCGUGUGGAGGCAUCCGACAAUGGCGAUACUGGCACCACCUAUAUUCGACUACCAGAGCCAUCUCCUCAAAGAAAAAUGAUGUUUUGUACACCAGGAGUGGAGACUACAGAAUUGUCUGCAGGAGAAGCAGUAGAAGUGAUGAUAGAUACACCUCAAACUGACAUGAGAAGUGGAUGUAUUCAAAGUUUUAAAACUGGCAAAGGCUGGAACAUUCUUGCAUCUUUCAAAAACUUAACGGCCGUUUGGUCAGGGUCAACUAGUACCAGGGAUAGAUUACAAAUAAGAGAUGGGAACGCUACAGGAACUUUGUUAAGAGAAGUAUAUCUCUCCAGAAGUCAGAAAACGUACACUCCUGAUGUCCUCAGCACACUUGAUGAAUUGUGGUUUCGACUCGAUUGUGGUCUCCGUAGACUACAAGUGACACUUUUAAUCCAGUCAACCAAAAGUAACGAAGAUGUCAUGCAACAAGACAUUACGAUCCAGUCAUCCAGCUUUAGAGAUAACGGUCAUGGUGGAGUUUUCAUCGUUGAACCAAGAAGACACGUUGCAAUUGAGAACGUGGUACUCUCUGGCAAUUGUAACGAUCGAAGGUCACAUGCAAUUCAUCAAAACAACUGUUCAUCUAUUAUUGGUGGAGCUUCGAGCAUAUCUGUUAUGCACAGUACAUUUGACAACGAUACAUUAAAAAUAACCCCAGAUGGCCGUGACGUGA